This is a messenger RNA of Suillus fuscotomentosus, 1497 nucleotides long. RefSeq lists its product as uncharacterized. The transcript has 2 exons. Bases 74 to 1243 code for a protein of 389 amino acids. The record is from RefSeq and is a predicted model, not a curated record. Lineage: Eukaryota; Fungi; Basidiomycota; Agaricomycetes; Boletales; Suillaceae.
CUCAGUUUAUCCUUGUCUACCUGUACCAGCAUAUUCUUACGAUCUUCAUUCUUCUCAACCACCAUCUGCCAUUAUGACACUCUCUACAGCCAUGACCAUCACUGCUCGCGUCGCCGUCACUGGCUUCCUUUCGCUCUCUUGCUUCAAACGGGCUGUCGUCGACAAUACCGCUCAGGUCCUGUCUAAAGCAGAGAAGACUUCCGCUGGCCUCGUUGUAUACUCUGUCUGCUUGUCGACGAUUACGCUGGUUCUCGCCGCCGACAAAGCUGCACAGAGGAUCCUCAGCAACGAUCCCAAGCAUAGGCCCGCCACUUCAAAGGAUGACAACGACGACUCUCUUCCAUCCAUUCAUGACACCAUCACCUCCCUCGCACCUCAGCCUGUCGAACCAUCUCAUUUGCAGCCAUCUCUGUCUCCAUCUCAAUCGCAUUUAAUCGAAUCGGCGGAAACAAUAUCCGUCCCAAUUUAUACUUGCACGCCUAAUGAAAAGACCACUGUAAAACCUUAUAAUUUGCAGCCAUCUCUGAAUCCAUCUCUAUUGCGUUUAAUCGAAUCGACGGAAAUAACGUCCGCCCCAAUCAUGGGUUCUAAUAUCUGUACGCCUUGCAUUACUCUCACUUCACCGGACCUAUACUGCAAACGCCUUUCUAUCGAUUCCAGCACCACUCUUGUACCCCAUGACGACGACUCGGUUACUCACGUCUUCUCGGACGAUGAUGCUUCGGAUGCCAACGACUGUGAGUCGUUUUGUGACGAAAGCACUAUCCACGAGGACGAUCGUUCUGAACCACAGCCUCAGGAGGACCAUGCACUAGAACCUAUGUUUGUCACUCUAAUUGCCAAAAUGACAGCUCUCACUCUCGAUGACCCGCCUCGUCUUUCCAAACUUCGACCACUCAUUCUAGUCGAUCGCCGCCACAAGGUAUCUACCAUCCAUUGUGCUCCGCUUCCUGCACCCGCAUACUCUGUAGACGCAUUGGCCCGACGUUUGGAGGCACCCUCUCUCUCCGAUACUCCAUCUACCGAUCCUGGCGUCGUUUUUCCUGAACCCAGGUGUUCCAUCGAUGCGCUGACUCGAAAUAUGGAAGUGCUGUUUCCCAGAGAUCGCCCGUCUUCCACCUCGAAGCUGAAGCCUCUGAUACUGGUUACGAAGCACGCCACCCCACACUUCAAGCUGGCUCCUGUCGCAACUAGUCUGCUUCGACAUCCACGCAGAGCCAAAUGUAUUGGCCUUUCUCACUAAACCCUACGGUCUGGGCACACCCUCACCCCAAGUGAUUCAAGACCACCUCCGCGCUACUGAUAACAUUGAACUACCCUCCGAUACCAGGUCUCCUACGACCAAUCCGGACGACGGCCUCCUUCUGUCCCCUACGACCCGGAGCUUCACCGCCCAAGAAGUCGAAGGCCACUUUCAGUCUACACAUACUACACCACGUCGCGAUCGACACCAGAGGUCCCCUGCGAUCCACUUUCGACGACAAACUAAUCGGUUUU